Aedes albopictus (Asian tiger mosquito) is the source of this 1205-nucleotide messenger RNA. RefSeq lists its product as uncharacterized. The record is from RefSeq and is a predicted model, not a curated record. Lineage: Eukaryota; Metazoa; Arthropoda; Insecta; Diptera; Culicidae. The coding region runs from base 193 to 1101 and encodes 302 amino acids. The transcript is spliced from 3 exons. Gene Ontology annotation, molecular function: acyltransferase activity, transferring groups other than amino-acyl groups.
AAUCGAGCAUUUUAGUAUCAAUCCAUACAGGGGUGUAAGUAAUUUUGCACAGCAAACUUGCUCUCUGAAUCAGAGCAAAAUAUCCACUAUGCGCUCACACGCGUAUGUCCCACUGUACUGCGGCAUAGUGGUCUGGUCUCUCAUCGUUCUUCGUCGGACAGUAACCAUCAGUUGUCUAGUUUACACGGUACGAUGAACAUCGCCGCCGCCGAGGCCAUCGCCGCCUCCGCCACUACGACCGUCGUCGAUACGUUAACGGUGAUACCACCCGCGGAUUGGCCCGAGCUACGCGACCUAUAUGUGGCCAACUGGCCCCACAAUCUGGUCGCUUAUCACACGGUCGACAACUUCAUCCAGUGGCAUCGGAGGGAUCCCAGCAUCCGGAAUCUGACGUUCUACAGCCUGAACGGCGAUUGGCGCAAGGACGGCACUUACGUGAUAGUGGAUCGCUAUCAGCUGUUUCUCUACACGCUUGCGGGCGCCGCCGCCGGCAGUGAUGUGCUGCAGCGGGCACUGCACCUGCUCGAUUGGAGCCAAGGGUUCAAAGUGAGCUCAUUCCUGGCGCGACACCGAAACGCAGUGAUAGACGUAAUCGAUGCCAAGGGCCUUCGCAAGGAGUAUGACAGCUGUACCUAUCUGUACUACAUGGCCCGGGAGGAGUCGGCCAGGCUGACGGUCGAGCUUCCCGAGGGAUUCCGGCUGGGCGAGUUGACGGCCGCCGAUGCAGCCAAGGCCGAUGCGGUGUGGCCCAAUCGGCACACGGGGUCGUUGUUCUUUCUGCAGAGGCUUGCCGCGUGGAACCCCAACGUGGGGCUGUACAAUGCCAGCGGAGAACUGGUUGCAUGGUGCUUUAGGCUUCAAGCUGGACCCCUUGGCGCCCUCCAAGUCGACGAAAAACAUCUGAAGAAAGGCUACGGCUCGAUAGUGACGGCGGCGAUGGCCAAGAAACUAGCCAUCCUCAAUCAGGACUGCUUCGCACUGGUCAACAACAGUAACAUUCCCUCCAAACGUAUGUUCGAGAAGUUGGGCUUCAGACACACGGACUUCGCGUACUGGCUGCGAACCUACCCGACGGUCCCUUUCCAGUGGAGCGACGAUUAGAUAUGAUAUGGGUGUUGGCUGUUGAUAGCAUGAGAUAAAGGUGCAUGUUAUAGCAAUAAAUUAGUCAAUUCGAUGCCAAAUCGCUGUUUCCGGACGCGAAGAAA